AACACAACAGAAAGAGGCAAAACUGGUGGUUUUGGAAGAAAGUGAAGAAGAAACACGAGGAGCUAUGGUAGAUGAUGAUAAGGUGGAGUCAACGAAAAAAUCGACACCGUUAACGGAGAAACCGAAAGAGCUGACUGACGGAAAAGUUGAUGGUGCACCUGAAGUAUCAGUUGUGACACCUGUCACAGAAGGCAAGCCGCCUGUUAUAGUAGAUAAACCUGGGAGUUUGUCUCCUUCGAGGAAACAUAAUCAAGGUUCUGAAAAGAACAGGCCAUGGUGCAGGCUUAUAUCAGAGUAUCCACAGACCCAAACAGUACAGGUUUCUGCGGAAAUUUUCUUGGUUGGUUCGAACAAAUACGGUCCAUAUAAUAUAAACAAUCAAGCAACUAGUGAAAUCCUGUGUUCGAUAAGGCUUACACAGUACAAAAGAAACUGGGUGCCUGUGCUUGAGACCAAGGGAAGCAAAGGACCUGUGCAAGUUAAUGGAAACACCAUUAGGAGGGAUUCUAUUUGCUUUCUCCAUUCAGGCGAUCAGAUUGUCUUUGGUCAAGAGGGAAUUUAUGCUUAUAUAUUUCAGCUACUGUCAUAUGAGUCUACAUCUAAGUCGGCUUCAGAUGUUAGGACCAGUGACAGAAAAUUGUUGGAUACUGGAAGACGGCCAGGAAAUGAGCUGCCUCCUUCCCCUGUUAUUCAUGAAGACGAGCUUGACGGCCUCAAAUUAGAUUCAGCAGCAAAUGUUGGCAGUAGCAAUGCUGCUGAUGUUGGAUUGAUUAGCGAGAUCCUCCCUCUUGAUGUAAACCUGGACUUUGGACUAAAGGCAGGCAACAUGUUGGAGGAAAGACGGUGGACUAGCAAAUCAAUGCCUGCUUCAACAUCAGGGAUGCCUUCAAGAUCUGCUGUAUUUAAGGAAGAAAUUCAUGCUGCAAUCAUUGAUGGACAAGAUGUAGAAGUUUCAUUUAAUGACUUCCCUUAUUACUUAAGUGAGAACACAAAAAAUGUGCUGAUUGCCGCUUCAUAUAUACACCUAAAGCAUAGAGAGCAAGUUAAAUAUACCUCUGAGCUUCCUGCUCUCAACUCAAGAAUUUUGCUUUCUGGUCCUGCAGGAUCUGAAAUAUAUCAGGAGAAGCUGGUGAAGGCACUUGCUCAUUAUUAUGGAGCUAAAUUGCUUAUCUUUGAUAGCCAUGAUUUUUGGGGUAGGCUACCUGUGAAGGAAGCUGGGCCAAUGAAAGAGGGAUAUAGUGCACAUAAAAUCUCAAGCAGGUUGAACCAAAUUCCUGGAGAAGCUGACUGGACCAAAGGCACUGAGCCAUCAUCUAGCCAAACAGCUAAUACUAACUCUUUUGCUGAUCCUUUGUGUUUGGAGGCACAACCAAAGUCAAGGAAUGAUAGUAUAUCCUCUGUAGCUGGGACAUCAGAAAACACCGUCUUUAGGACAGGUGAUAGAGUCAUGUUUCUUGGCUCUGCUUCUGGUGCUGCACUAUACUCGACUCCCAUCAGGGGACCAACAUUUGGGAUUAGCGGGAAGGUUGUAUUGUCUUUCGAAGAUAAUCCAUUGGCAAAAGUUGGUGUAAGAUUUGAUAAACCUAUCCCUUACGGCGUUAACUUAGGUGGUCUUUGUGAUGAUGCUCAUGGAUUCUUCUGCAAUGUCAGUGAACUGCUGCCCCUAGAAGCCACUGGUGUGGAUGAUCUGGACAAGUUACUCGCUAACACAUUGUUUGAGGUUGUAUUCAAUGAAAGCAGAAAUUCCCCAUUCAUUUUGUUCAUGAAAGAUGCUGAGAAAUCUAUGGCAGGAAAUUCAGAAUUAUAUUCAGCAUUUAAAAGUCGGCUGGAGAAGCUUCCUGAUAAUGUAGUUAUUAUUGGUUCUCAUGCUCAUACAGAUAAUCAUAAGGAGAAGUCUUUGCAGUUACAUCCUGGAGGAUCUCUGUUCACCAAAUUCUGCAGCAAUCAAACUGCUUGGCUUGAUCUGGCGUUGGAUAGUCUUGGGAGGACGCAUGACAAGGGGAAGGAGGUUUCAAAGACAGCUAAAUAUCUGACAAAACUUUUCCCAAAUAAAGUGGCUAUUUACGUGCCACAGGCUGAAGCACUUUUAUCUAAUUGGAAGCAACAAUUGGAUCAAGAUGCUGAUACCCUCAAAAUGAAAGGAAGUUUAAAUAGCUUACAAACAGUUCUGAGUCGGAUUGGAUUAAAAUGUAAUGGACUCGAGACAUUGUCCAUCAAAGACCGAAAUUUCUCUGUUGAAAGCGCAGAGAAGGUUGUUGGAUGGGCGGUGAGCCAUCACUUGAUGCAGAACACUCAAGCAGAUCUUGACAUGAGGCCUGUUUUAUCUCCUGUGAGCAUUCAGUAUGGUUUGGAACUAUUACAAGCUAUGCAAAAUGACACCAAGAGCUUGAAGAAGUCACUUAAGGAUGUCACGACAGAAAAUGAAUUUGAGAAGAGUCUUCUGGCUGAUAUUAUCCCCCCCGGUGAUAUUGGGGUGACAUUUGAUGAUAUUGGUGCACUUGAAAAUGUCAAGGAUACACUAAAAGAGUUGGUCAUGCUUCCCUUACAAAGACCUGAACUUUUCUGCAAGAGUCAACUAACCAAGCCCUGUAAGGGAAUACUUUUGUUUGGUCCUCCUGGAACUGGGAAAACCAUGCUGGCAAAGGCUGUUGCCACUGAAGCGGGUGCAAAUUUUAUCAAUAUCUCAAUGUCAAGUAUCACUUCAAAGUGGGUUGGUGAGGCUGAGAAAUAUGUAAAAGCUGUCUUCUCGCUGGCUAAUAAAAUUGCUCCCAGUGUUGUUUUUGUUGAUGAAGUUGAUAGUAUGCUGGGAAGAAGGGAAAAUCCAGGAGAACAUGAGGCGAUGCGCAAACUGAAAAAUGAAUUCAUGGUGAAUUGGGAUGGGUUGCUCACAAAGGAUACUGAACGAGUUCUGGUACUCGCAGCAACAAACAGGCCAUAUGACCUUGAUGAGGCUGUUAUAAGGCGACUGCCACGCAGGUUGAUGGUCAGUUUACCGGAUGCUCUGAACAGAGCAAAAAUUCUCAAAGUGAUACUCGCAAAAGAAGACUUGGGUCAGGAUGUUGAUCUGGAUUCUGUUGCAAGUAUGACAGAUGGAUAUUCCGGAAGUGACCUGAAGAAUCUCUGUGUAGCAGCUGCAUAUCGACCCAUCAGAGAUAUCCUAGAAAAGGAAAAAAAGGAACAUGCUGCAGCUAUUGCAGAUGGUAGACCACCUCCAGCACCAUACAGCAGUGCAGACUUACGACCACUGAAUAUGGAGGACUUUAGAUGUUCUCAUCAGCAGGUUUGCGCAAGUGUUUCAUCUGAAUCCGGAAAUAUGACUGAGCUUCUUCAGUGGAAUGAUUUGUAUGGAGAAGGGGGCUCUAGAAAGAAGCAGUCCUUAAGUUACAUCAUGUGAAGGCCGUCUAUAUGUGUAAAUGGUUGUCUUUCCUCCGACUUUUGCUCGUUUGUAAAAUGAGUAUAUAGGUCUCUUAUAGACUGAGUUUAGACAUGUUACAAUGGGGAGUAGGCUUAUAAAAAAUAGACAGUUUAUCUGCCUU
Lycium ferocissimum is the source of this 3536-nucleotide messenger RNA. RefSeq lists its product as uncharacterized. NCBI's taxonomy places the organism in Eukaryota, Viridiplantae, Streptophyta, Magnoliopsida, Solanales, Solanaceae. Bases 65 to 3394 code for a protein of 1109 amino acids. The record is from RefSeq and is a predicted model, not a curated record. Gene Ontology annotation, cellular component: mitochondrial outer membrane. The transcript has 28 exons. Gene Ontology annotation, molecular function: ATP hydrolysis activity; protein binding; ATP binding.